CCGGCUGGUACAGGCAGCAUCCGCAGCGUGCCAGCGUGAGGCUCGUUUGAAGUUGCAGGGCGAGAGAGAAGCAGCGAGAAAGAGAGACAGAGAGAGAGAGAGAGAGAAAGAGAGAGAGAGAGAGAGAGAGAGAGAGAGAGAGAGAGAGAGAGAGAGAGAGAGAGAGAGAGAGAGAGAGAGAGAGAGAGAGAAAGAGAAAGAGAGAGAGGGGGGAGCAAGAGAGAGAGAGAAUGUCGACUGAUUCUCACUGAGAAAAAGCAAUAGCUCCAAGAAAGGCGGCGGCGUCCAGCCUCUCAGUGCCAUAGCUGAGCCGAGCCAGCUUUACGCACACACGAGCGCAUCUGUUCGCCAUCAGCACUUUCUACUAAACUCAGUCAGUUGCGACCGUGAGUCAACAGGAGUGGGAAGUGGGACAGGGCUUUUUAAGAGUACUUCUUGAAAACCCAGCUGCAGGAUGCUGUGAUUUUAUAUGGUGACCUAUAUUUGUUGUUUAUGCGCGUGUAUGGAUGGGCCAGAUGCAUAGAGAUUUGUGAUCCCGGGAAACAAACGAGGAGAAAAGCUUUUCUCCUCUGUCUGUAGAAGUUUGGUUUACCACUACUGUUCCGUCUGGAUGUGAGCCGCAACUUUGCUUUGCUUGGAAAACGUAGGCUUCUCUGCUGGUUUGGAAGCGCUGUUCCUGUUCGUGAGUUCUGGGAUCAAUUUGGCUCGCUUAUUAUUAUUGCUCAAUUUUUUUUCUUCUACUGCAUCCUAUUUGCGUCAUGACUUCUAGCUAUGCACAUGGAAUGGACAGGCAAGCAACGAUAUCAAAUCGUUUGGAGAGCUCGAUUACAUCCAAUCUGGAAAACCUUCAAGCCAAAAAGAACUUCUCCGUGAGCCACCUGUUGGACCUGGAGGAGGCCGGAGAAAGGGUUGGGACCCAGGCGGACGAGAGUGUCGGUGAGGCGGGGAGGAAUAUGCUGGAGUCCCCUGGGCUGACCAGUGGGAGCGACACCACUCAGCAGGAGAAUGAGCAGCUGAAUGCGGAGGAGAAGAAAAAGAGGAAACAGAGAAGGAACAGAACUACAUUCAACAGCAGCCAGUUGCAGGCUCUGGAGAGGGUGUUUGAGAGGACACACUACCCCGAUGCCUUCGUCAGAGAGGACCUGGCACGCAGGGUCAACCUCACAGAGGCACGGGUGCAGGUGUGGUUUCAGAAUAGAAGGGCCAAGUUCCGUCGGAAUGAGCGCGCCAUGUUGGCCAGCAAGAACGCCUCGCUCCUCAAGUCCUACUCCGGGGACGUCACGGCCAUAGAGCAGCCCAUCGUACCCCGCCCUGCCCCCCGCCCAAACGAUUACCUGUCAUGGGGUAGUGCCUCUCCUUACAGUACCAUGGCAACCUACCCCCCCACAUGUUCCAACCCCAAUACAUCCCAGGGAAUGAACAUGGCUAACAGCAUCGCCAACCUGCGGCUCAAAGCCAAGGAGUACAGCUUGAACCAGGUGCCCACGGUUAACUGAGGAGAGAGGGGGGAGAGAGUGCUUCACGGUGGGGCUGGGGGCAGGAGCAGGGACUCUCUCUCUCUCACGUCUGUCCCACACAGAAAGACAGUCAGACCCCAGCCUGACCCCCACAGGGAUGAUCAAGAUCUGACCACCCUCCAUGGAAUUUUAGCUUGAAGUCUCCUCUCGCUCCAGAGCGUCGUCGCUAUAGUGAUGGACGUGCUUCCUAUACUGUCCUCAUACCUGAAGCAUCAGAUGAGAAAGCAAGUGACGCGGGGGAAAUCUGAGAGGCUGUUUCUGUGAGCUGCCUCUCUCCUGUCCUGAGCAUCGCUGAAAUGUCGCUGUCUGUACCUUCCAAUGAUACCAAAGACAUCGAGACUGAGACUGGAUGCUUCAGUAGUUUUUAUUAUUUCUUUCAAUUUGGUGUUGACUGAAUGAAAGGCUCAUUUCCAAAGAUAUCAAUGGAGAGGUGUUCUCUCAGACUCUGACAAAAUAAAUCUGAUUGUCAGACUGUCAGUGUCCGUCUAUAGUUUGACUCACGUUCAAGACCACAGUGCCUUGCUGGGGCUGAGGAGGAGACACCAGUAUGGGCUACUUUUCAAAUGGAAUGUCUUUUUAUAAUAGAGCUGAUCAAUAGGAUUAUAACACCAGGGAUGGGAUGAGCAACGUUCCGCUCAACAACAACAAACAACAACAAGGACUUAUCCAUGCAAAUUGGGUGGUCGCAAACAUUUAUACAUUUAAAGAAUUUUAGUUUUCACAUACUUGUAUCUUUCUAUUUUAUGCCACUGACAAGCAAACUUUUUUUUUACCGACGCAUUCCGAUUCAUGUAAUGGUACACCAAUACCGGAAAGGCUAAUGUAACCUAUUUCUGAAUCCAAGACUGUAGUUUCUCUUAAUCUUGGUAUGAUAUCCUUUAUUUGUAACAGAUAAUCAUGUAUAUGAAUAAAAUACACUUCAAGCAAAGGAAA
Molecule: messenger RNA, 2450 nt
Organism: Oncorhynchus kisutch (coho salmon)
Lineage: Eukaryota; Metazoa; Chordata; Actinopteri; Salmoniformes; Salmonidae
Product: paired mesoderm homeobox protein 1
Exons: 4
Coding region: 759-1496 (245 amino acids)
Biological process (GO): regulation of transcription by RNA polymerase II
Cellular component (GO): nucleus
Molecular function (GO): DNA-binding transcription factor activity, RNA polymerase II-specific; RNA polymerase II cis-regulatory region sequence-specific DNA binding
Source: RefSeq, a predicted model, not a curated record